CUGCGAAGUCAAAGUGAGAGCGGACUCAGCGCUUGUUGGUUCCUGUUUGCCUCUUGCCAGUUACUGCUGAAGUCUUGGGAACAAAUCCAGAUUGUACGAGGAAGAGGAGUAACUGCGCUUUAUCAUUAUGAAGCUCUCACUUCUUGUUGCGGUCGUUUUAUCUGCACUGGGAGAUAUCACAUCUGUUCCAAUUGGGAAGGAGGGAAGAAGAGAGGACUUGGUGACCCGGUGUAUCGUCGAAGUCUUUUCCAAUGCACUUUCCAAACCAAACGCUCCUCUGGUUGAUCCAGCAUGCAAAAAUAUUCUAAAGACAAGUGCAAAACAUGAGACAAUGGAAAAGAAGAGUAACAAAGAGCUUGUGAAUUUUGAAGGGAGCCAUGAACAAGAACCUGAAGAGGAGUUAAAGAGAUAUCUGGAGGAGCCUAAUCGAGAGGAGAAAGAGUUGAAAGAGAAAAAUAACUUUCAAGAUGAAGACGAUAAAAGAUACAUCAAGGAGAGUGAGGAGAAACAACACCACACAGCAGCCAAAAGAAGCGAGAAGACCAGCAUCCAAGAAGAAAAAAUGCAUUAUGAUGUGGAAGACAAAAGUCAUUAUUCAGACAGUGCAGAAGAAGGAGAGGAAAUCAGAAAACGUAACCACCAUGCAGAAGUUGAAGAAAAGAGACAUACAAGUGAAGAGGAUCAUCCAGAUCUGAACAUGGAGUUGGAGAAAAGAUCUCAUCAUGGUCAUAGUAAGAGAAGUGGGGAGGAAUCUAUUGAAGAACAGGCUUAUGGGGAGCACUAUCAGGAGAAGAGAUCAGAAGAAGAGAAGAGUGAUGAAAGAGAAAAACACAGAUACAAUGGUCACAUACACUAUCAUAGAAAACACAAAAGGAACAGCUAUUCCUCUGAAGAAAAGAGAAGCAAAGAGUCAGAUGAGUCUAAUGAGUCUAAAGAGGAAGAAGACAAACAACACCACGAACAGAUUAGAAACUUUCCAGAGGGAAGCUUUGUAGAAAAGAGACACCACAUUGCUGAGAAAAGACACCAUCCUGAAGAAAGCGAUGAAGAUGAUGAAGAGGAGAAACAUCACCAUGAGGAAAAGAGACAUUAUUCUAAAGAAAGUGAAGAGAAAAGGCACCACAGUUCUGAAAAACGGCAUCAUUCCAAGGAAAGUGGGGAAGAAGAAAAACACCACCACAGUGAAGACAAGAGACACCAUUCCGAAGAAAUUGAAGAGGAAGAGACAAAAAGACACCAUGAAGAAAAGAGACAUCAUUCUGAGGAAAGCGAAGAGGAGGAGGAAAAGAGACACCACUUGGAAAAAAGACAUGAUUCAGAGGAAAGUGAGGAGGAUGACGGACACUAUAGUUUUGAGAAAAAACGACAUUCCAAGGAAAGCAAAGAGGAGGAGGAAAAACACCACCAUGAGGAAAAGAGUCACCAUAAGGGAAAGAGACAUGAUUCAGAGGAAAGUGAGGGGAUUGAAAAAAGGUACUACAGUGAGGACAAGAGACAUCAUUCUGAGGAAAGUGAAGAGGAAGAAAAAAGGCACCAUUCAGUAGAAAGCCGUCAUCAUGAACGAAAGAGGAGACACUCUGAGAAAAGUGAAGAGGAAGAAGAAAAGUACCACUACAGUGAAGAGAAGCGCCAGCACUCUGAAGAAAGUGAAGAAGAGACACAGAAACAACAUCACAGUCAAGAGAAGAGACAUCAUUCUGAAGAAAGUGAGGUCAGGGAAGAAAAGCAGCACAACAGUGAAGAAAGCCCAGAAGGAGACAGGAUUCAUGAAGAUAAAAGGCAAUACCUUGAAGAAGUUAGUGAGGAGGAGCUAAAAAAGAGACACCAUCCCUAUGAGAAGAGGCAUUACAGUAAGGUAGAAGAAAAUAAGCACCAUGGUGAAGAUAAGAGAUCUCAAAGUCAGGAAGAGGAGGAAAAGCUAAGGCACAUUCAGGAGAAGAAACAUAUGGGAGAUGAUGAGGAGGAAAAAAGGCUAGCUGAUGAUUCCAGUCCUUACCACAAGGAGGAAUGGUGGGAGAAACAGAUUGUCAAAAAAGAAAAUCUUGAAAAUGAAGAAGAGAAAAGACACCAGGAAGAAAAGCCUCAUUACCCGGAGGUUAUAGAAGAGGGCUGGUGGGAUAAGAGGAGCGAUGGUAUGGAAUAUGGACACCACGACAAUGAGGAGAAACUGAACUACCUUCUGACUCAUCACUUUCAAGAGAAAAGGCCAUACUCUGGUAACAGAAUGGAUGAACUAGCAAAGCUUUUGAAUUACAAGAAGGCAGUUGACUUCCCUGUUCUUUCUGAGGAGAAGAGGAGUCAUUAUGAGUUUGAGGAAGAAAAGGAAAACCAUCAUCAGAGGCCACUCUCACAAGAGGAGGAGAAGGAACUUCAGAACCUGGCAGUCAUGGACUUAGAACUGCAGAAAAUAGCAGAGAAGCUUCACGAAAACCAGAGAGGGUGAAAAGAGAUGAAUUCUGCUGUACACUCCAUUUGUAACUGAAUCUGUUCAACCUGCUUGGUUAUUGUUAGAUACACAACAAAACAAAAAAUGCCUUUAUUGUCCACAACAUGUAAUGUUUCAUGCAUUCUGGUGGAUAUACUUGUAUUGUGCUGUUUUAAUGUUAUUAAAAGCUAACUGGCAUGGGAAUUAUUUAGAAAAUAUAGAUACAUUUUUUGAGCCUGUGUACUGACUACCAAUAACUAUCCUGACAUGAUUGUUUCUGUUUCUGAGUUUGCAAACAAUAAAAUCCAACAUUCUGGGACCAAA
Messenger RNA from Polyodon spathula (Mississippi paddlefish), 2749 nucleotides. It is a transcript of the gene chgb, whose product is annotated as chromogranin B. Gene Ontology annotation, cellular component: secretory granule. The transcript has 5 exons. The coding region runs from base 128 to 2443 and encodes 771 amino acids. The record is from RefSeq and is a predicted model, not a curated record. NCBI's taxonomy places the organism in Eukaryota, Metazoa, Chordata, Actinopteri, Acipenseriformes, Polyodontidae.